GAAAAUUAUGCCGUACAAAAUUGAUUUAUCAAGCAGAUAAAAUGAUCAGUUCACGUCAAUGUUUCUUAGGACUCAAAUUCAUUUCGAGAUACGCUUCUACCCAUGGUCGUACACGUUUACCCUACCAUGGUACUAAAUUGGCAUUACUAAAGAACUACCCUCAGUAUAAAUAUUUUCCACCCACCGUUGCUUUUGGGAUAUCGACCAUCGUUCUGGGCGUGCAAAACGCCGAACUGAGGUCAGAAAUAGACGAUUUGAAAAGUGUAACUACUGCUGCUCCAGGGACCACCGCUGCCCCGGAGACCUCCACUGCUAUUACCACCACUGGCACCACUGAAGCUCCUGACGAUAUGUCCAAAUACAGACUGCCCACCACAGUGAAACCGCUGGUGUACGACUUGUAUUUGUAUCCGGACUUGGACACCGGACUAUUUUCAGGUACAGUCGUUAUUUCCCUAAAUGUCCUCUCGGAAACAGAUUCUGUGGUGCUCCACAGUAAUCUUCUCACCAUUGACAACGUCACUAUUGGAACAGAAACCGGAAACUUUGCUCUAGAAGACACUUACGAACUUUUGACCAUCACCAAGGCAGAUGGGAGUCUAUUUAGUGUUGGAAACGCCACCAUCGAAAUUAACUUCAACGGCGACAUGAAGAACAGGAUUGUAGGGUUGUACACUAGCAGCUAUACCACGGAGAGUGGGGAAAGCAGGCAAAUAGCAACAUCGAAAUUCGAACCUACCUAUGCAAGACAGGCAUUUCCUUGCUUCGACGAACCAAAUUUGAAAGCCAAAUACAUAGUCCACCUGCUCAAACCAAAGGAUGCAAGCUACAUCGCUCUCUCGAAUUAUCCAGUAGCUAGAACAGAAGACUACGAUGACAAUAAUGAACUGGUCACUUUCGACGAGACGGUGGAGAUGUCCACAUACCUCUCGUGCUUCAUCGUUUCGGACUUUACGAACACGGAAACGUCUUUCGACAAUAUGGGAACGUCGGUCCCUCUCAAAGUUUACGCAAGCCCCGAAAAUCUCAACAAAACCACAUACGCGGGGGAAGUAGGGAAAAAGGCUAUCGAAUAUUACGUCAAUUAUUUCAACAUGUCUUAUCCGCUGCCAAAAUUAGAUAUGGUGGCCAUUCCUGAUUUUGUAUCCGGGGCCAUGGAGCACUGGGGUCUUGUGACCUACAGGGAAACUGCCCUGUUGUACACCAGCGACACACAUUCAUCUUCUAACAAACAAAGGGUAGCUACUGUGGUUGCUCAUGAACUUGCUCACAGCUGGUUUGGAAAUCUAGUCACGAUGGACUGGUGGAACGAUCUUUGGCUAAACGAAGGAUUUGCCAGUUACAUCGAAUACAAAGGUGUGCUCGCAGCUGAACCAACUUGGGGAAUGCUUGAUCAAUUUUUGGUGUCCGAGCUACAUACGGUGUUAUCUUUGGACGCCACCCUGAGUUCACAUCCAAUAGUUCAAACCGUCCUAACUCCAGAUCAAAUUACGGAAAUUUUCGACACCAUCUCGUACAACAAGGGUGCUUCCAUACUGAGAAUGCUUGAGAAUACCGUCGGGGAAGAGAAUUUCCAACUUGGCGUGACAAACUACUUGAACAAAUACGCCUAUUCCAACGCUGUAACUAGCAAUUUCUUGACUGAAAUUCAGGAGGUGGUUGGAAGCACAUUGGACGUUGCCCAAAUGAUGGAUACGUUCACCGUACAAAUGGGUUAUCCAGUUCUAACGGUUAGUGUAAAUGGAGAUAACUACACCCUUACGCAGAAGAGGUUUUUGAAAGAUCCUGAUGCUACAUACGACAGCACGGAAUCAAGUUACGGUUAUAAGUGGACAAUCCCUGUUACCUACGUCACAGAUUUGGGACAAUCGACAGAACUGAUUCUUUUCCAACACGACGAUGAAAGCUUGACGAUCCAGAGGCCGGAGGGAGCCACUUGGCUCAAAUUCAACUACGACCAAAUCGGCUACUACAGGGUAAACUAUCCGGUCGACAUUUGGAAUAGUUUGAUCAGCAUAUACGACUCCUUGAGCGUUUCCGAUAGGACCCACCUGGUGGAAGAAUCCUUCAGUAUAGCGGAGGCCGGUCUGCUGUCUUACGAGGUCCCGUUGGAGCUAACGAAGAACAUAGUGAACGAAAUCGAGUAUCCCCCUUGGAGUGUGGCUUCCUCUAAGUUGCAAAGCAUUUUAAAAUACCUUACUGGAUCAGAAUCGGCUCAAGCCGAAACACUGAAAACAUAUGUCCAAAAUAUAGUUGAUACCGCUUAUCACAAUUUCACGUGGAUUGAAAGUGAGGAUGACAGUCACUUAAGAAGACUAGCUCGCGUCCAGGUUUUGACUCUGUCUUGCGCAGUGGGACAUUCAGAUUGUCUGUCAGAAGUCCAAACCCAAUUCAACGCUUGGAUAAAUAAUGGGACAUCACUUUCACAAGAUUUAAGAACCCUUGUUUACAGAUACGGUAUAAAAAAUGAAAAUGAAGAAACUUGGGAAAAAUUAUUGAGUAUAUAUGAAGCGGAAAGCGACGCUUCUGAAAAACUAAAGCUAGUCUAUGGACUGGCUAAUGUGGAUAACACUACUUUACUUAGCAGGAUGAUCGAAUUAUGCAAAAACGAAAGCAUUGUCCGCAGUCAGGACUACUGGACCGUAAUGGGAUACAUAUCCACAAACACUGCUGGCACCUCCCUUGUAUGGGAUUGGGUCAGGGCAAACUGGGAAUACUUAGUGGAAAGAUUCACUUUGAACAACAGAUAUUUGGGAUCGUUCAUACCCACUAUUACAUCAAGUUUCGCCACACAAGAGAGGUUGACAGAGAUGCAAGAAUUCUUUGCGCUAUACCCAGACGCCGGCGCCGGCACUGCGAAUCGCGCGAAAGCUCUCGAAACCGUGGAGAACAACAUUAGAUGGUUGGCCAGUUACAAAACUACUGUCGAGACUUGGAUAGCUGCUCAGGCCAGUACCGCAUAACUUUCAGAAGUUACCAGUGAAUUGUUACCUACUUUUAUAUUAAAUUUAAAUUAAAUUAAUAAGAUGCUACUAUUUAUAUGUAA
Molecule: messenger RNA, 3046 nt
Organism: Anoplophora glabripennis (Asian longhorned beetle)
Lineage: Eukaryota; Metazoa; Arthropoda; Insecta; Coleoptera; Cerambycidae
Product: glutamyl aminopeptidase
Exons: 18
Coding region: 42-2963 (973 amino acids)
Biological process (GO): proteolysis; peptide catabolic process
Cellular component (GO): cytoplasm
Molecular function (GO): zinc ion binding; metalloaminopeptidase activity; peptide binding
Source: RefSeq, a predicted model, not a curated record